Messenger RNA from Linnemannia hyalina, 1680 nucleotides. Lineage: Eukaryota; Fungi; Mortierellomycota; Mortierellomycetes; Mortierellales; Mortierellaceae. The record is from the annotation of a GenBank genome assembly.
AUGUUCGCCUCAUCAGGACUGUUCAGCGGAAUACCAUGUCCCUUCAUGCCCGCGUGCCCUCGCGAAUCCUUCUGUGUCUACUCACACACCCUCAAGGACACUCCUCCUCCUGAGUCUGUGCCAACUCCAACUCCUAUGAAACGCAAGCUCAACACGUCUGAGGGGUCGCGUUCAGGGCAGGCAUCGACUUCACAACAACGAGCAUCGAAACCAACGACAACUGUCACUGGGAAGACCUCGCCUGGAUCAUCAUCGACCACCAAGUCGUCGGCGGAGGAGGCUGCCGAGUUGGCGGCCAAGAAACGGAAACUGGCUGCAGAGAUCUCUUCAGGACCACCUUCAGGGUCCAGGUCAGCAACCGCUUCAACAUCUACACCAUCAAAGGCAACUACAACGCCAGCAGUACUCAUGGCAAGACCCGACACCUCGUCCUCUUCUUCUUCACGCAAACCAACCACCAACGCUGCCGGCACUUCAAGACCUUCCAACUCGACGGGCAAACUGACAGUAUCAGGACCGCCAGUCCUCAAGAUCGACAUCCGAGCACACAGCAAACCCCUCUUCCGCCAAGCAGUCGCCACCCAAUUCUAUAACGAGUUCCUCCGUAUCUACACCCCACUCUCCAGCGAAGGCGCCUGUCUCGCGACCGCCCACGCAGUCGACCAAGAAAAGGACGUCCAUUCGAAAACCAACCAAGGUAGCUAUCGGUCUCUCGCAGCAUCGAUCCUCCAACGACUCAAGAAACGCCCUGCCUCGACUGGAAUCGACGAUGUCGGGAUUGAUGGUGACUGGGUGGACCCGAGUUUAAAGGCGAAUGAAGAUGCGGUGUUGGAAAAGAUCUGGAAGGCGGCGGGGAGGUAUGUGCAGACGGUUAAGGAGUUGGAGGAUAAUGGUUACCCUGUCGCGAUCCCAAGGGGGACACCGCCGCGGUAUGGUCCCAAGAAGGAAUGUGAGAGAUGUACAAAGAUGUUUGAGGUCUCAGAGGACUUGGAGGGUGUUGAUAUGCAUGCCUGCCAGUACCAUCAAAUGCGUCUCCGCAACAAACUUCACAAUGGCGACAAGAUUAAGUACUUUCCGUGCUGCGAUGCUCCUCAAGGAAGCACAGGAUGUCAGGAUGGACCCCACGUAUUCAAGGAUGACGAGUUCCUUGAUCUCCAUCACCGGAUACCGUUCAUCGAAACGCCCAAGGACUGUCUGGGAGGCAAGAAGCCCCACUCUGUCGUCGCCAUGGACUGCGAAAUGUGCUAUACGACGGGAGGAUUCGAGUUGAUCAGGAUAUCGGUCGUCGACAAACUCGGAAAAGUCAUCAUGGACGAACUAAUCAAGCCCAGUCACCCAGUCCUGGACUUGAACUCCCGGUUCAGUGGCAUUACUUCCCUCGAAGAAGCGAAAUUGGAUCUUGAACAGGCGAGGGAUAAAUUUUUGGAGCUUGUGAAUCGGGAUACGAUUGUUGUGGGGCAGAGUCUUGAGAAUGACUUCAAGGUGCUGAGGUUGAUCCAUACCAGGGUCGUUGACACUGCUAUGGCGUAUCUGAACUACAGGUACUCGCUCCAGAAGCUGGCCAAGAUGCACUUAUCGAUCAACAUCCAAGAGUCCGAGACUGGACACGACUCUUUCGAGGACGCCAAAACGUGUUUGGACCUGGUCCGCAUUAAAAUGGAACAAGACAUGGCCUCCUGA